Saxophila tyrrhenica is the source of this 1590-nucleotide messenger RNA. RefSeq lists its product as uncharacterized. The coding region runs from base 1 to 1590 and encodes 529 amino acids. Lineage: Eukaryota; Fungi; Ascomycota; Dothideomycetes; Mycosphaerellales; Extremaceae. The record is from RefSeq and is a predicted model, not a curated record. The transcript has 2 exons. Gene Ontology annotation, molecular function: protein binding.
AUGGAGGAGGAGAAUCAAAGCGUAGACACGCAUCCAAUUGCCCAAUACGAAGCGAUCAAAACCCCCGGUGAACUCUUAAGCCUCCCUUCGCCGGAACGGCUGCACGAAAUAGCAGCAAAGCAAGAUGCGCGAGCACGAGAACGGGCAGAGAAACGGAAACAGUGGCGGGGUUCUCCAGAAGACGAACAGCGCAACACAGCCGCGAAGCUGAUCCAGAAGAACUACCGUGGCUACCGAGCACGGCGAGAGCUCGAAGGCUUCGGCUUGGAUCCAGGGACGAAAUGGGUGCAGUUGCUGAAAGAUGCCAAGUACCACAAUUCCACCGCUCCGCUGUCUCGCGAGCAUCGGUCUGGGAGUAGUGCUGGGUCGCCUUCGAAUGCGCGGAAUAGGUGGAAGAGGAUUGGGGCGAUUGCGCAGCGGGCUGGGAGCGAUGAUACUUCCGAGAGCGAUGUGGAGGUCGGGGAUGCGGAGGAUAGGAGGGCGCUGAAGGAGCGGAAGAGGGCGCAGAAGAGGGAGAGGGAGAAGUAUGCGAAGGUUAUGGGGUUGGAGUAUUUCUUGGAGAUGGUCGAUGUGAAGCAUAGGUAUGGUAGCAAUUUGAGACGGUACCAUGCAGAGUGGAAAAAGGCAGACACAAACGAGAACUUCUUCUACUGGCUGGAUUUCGGCGAGGGUUCGCAGCUCGAUCUUGAGGACCGACCAAGGUCACGGCUAGACAGGGAGCGAGUACGGUAUCUUUCUCGAGAGGAGAGGAAGCGGUAUCUCGUAUACGUCAAGGAUGGGCUUUUCUGCUGGAACAAGAACGGCGAUCCUGUCACCACAUCUCCAGAGUACAAGGACAGCAUAGAUGGCAUCGUGACCAUCGACGACACUACUCCGAGCUGGCGGGAAGUAACCACGGGCGUUGCUCCACCCCCUGAACCAGCUGGCUCCAGUUCGAGCUCGCUUUCCGACAUCAGCACUGGGUCGCAGGAAGAUGCGUCAAAAUACGUCAACACUGAAUUCCACGACGCCAAAGGCUUGUCCAAGGUCAACCACAUAACCGCGGAGUCGCUAAAAAACCACAUGCUGCGCAAGACAACCAAGAAGAAUACGUGGAUUUUCGUCGCCGACACCUCCUUCAGGCUAUACGUUGGCAUCAAGCAAUCAGGCGCUUUCCAGCACUCCUCGUUUCUUCGCGGCGCCCGCGUUGCAGCAGCAGGUCUGAUCAAGAUCAAACGCGGCCAACUGCGCAAACUCUCGCCUCUGAGCGGCCACUACGCUCCUCCUUUGAAGAACUUCGAGGAGUUCCUCAAGUCGCUCAAAGAGCAUGGCGCAGACCUCAGCCGAAUGAGCGUCUCACGCUCCUACGCCGUCCUGCUAGGGCUAGAAGGCUAUCUCGGAGCCAAGCGCCACGCCAAAACUGCUCAGCAGGGCGUGAAGGACGUCUUUGAUCCGGACGGGAAGCGAGAACGAGAGGAGGCUGCCAAGGACAAGAGCCAGAGUGCGGCGAAGGAGAGGGAGAUUUUGGAGGAGCAGGAGCAGGCGAGACGGCAGAGGAGUUUCAGUCAUCGGGUCAUGAGGAAGCUUCGGAUUGAGAGGGAGGGCAAGUGA